CUCAGUCGCUGCUCGGCGUUUCCCCCGACAGGGCCGGGCUCGGAGGUUGGGUAGGCCUCACGGCGAGCCUCGGCCUCGCGUAGCGCGCCCAGUCGGGCGAUGACGGCGCCGCUGCCGCGGCUCCUCCCGAGGCGGGGCCGUCGCUAAGCGGAAGAAGAGGCCGCCGCCUGCCGCCCGGACCGCCACCGUCAUGCCGGCCAAGAGGAAGCUGGUGCCGCCGGCCCUCAACAUCACCCCCACCAUCGCCGAGGGACCCAGCCCCACCGGCGGGGAGGGCGACGGCUCCGAAGCGCAUCUCGUUGACCUCCAGAAGAAACUGGAAGAGCUAGAGCUGGACGAGCAGCAAAAGAAGCGGCUGGAGGCUUUCCUCACGCAGAAGGCCAAAGUCGGGGAGCUGAAAGACGAUGACUUCGAGAGGAUUUCGGAACUGGGAGCCGGCAACGGCGGAGUGGUCACCAAAGUGCAGCACAAACCCUCAGGGCUAAUCAUGGCACGGAAGCUGAUUCACUUGGAGAUCAAGCCCGCCAUUCGAAACCAGAUCAUCCGCGAACUCCAGGUGCUUCAUGAGUGCAACUCCCCCUACAUUGUGGGUUUCUACGGCGCCUUCUACAGUGACGGAGAGAUCAGCAUCUGCAUGGAGCAUAUGGAUGGAGGAUCCCUAGAUCAAGUCCUGAAAGAAGCCAAGAGAAUUCCCGAGGAAAUCUUGGGGAAAGUCAGCAUUGCGGUUCUGCGAGGCUUGGCUUACCUUCGAGAGAAACACCAGAUCAUGCACAGAGAUGUGAAGCCUUCUAAUAUCUUGGUGAAUUCUCGGGGAGAGAUCAAGCUUUGUGAUUUUGGGGUCAGCGGACAGCUCAUCGACUCCAUGGCGAAUUCUUUUGUGGGCACGCGAUCCUAUAUGUCUCCCGAGCGUUUACAAGGCACCCACUACUCGGUUCAGUCGGACAUCUGGAGCAUGGGCCUCUCCCUGGUGGAGCUGUCCAUCGGAAGGUACCCCAUUCCCCCGCCGGAUGCCAAGGAACUGGAAGCGAUCUUCGGCCGCCCCAUAGUCGACGGGGCCGAAGGGGAGUCCCACAGCGUCUCACCACGGCCGAGGCCUCCGGGACGCCCCAUUAGCGGGCAUGGAAUAGACAGUCGUCCUGCAAUGGCUAUCUUCGAAUUGCUGGACUACAUUGUUAAUGAGCCGCCUCCAAAGCUGCCAACUGGGGUUUUCACGCAAGACUUCCAGGAGUUUGUAAAUAAAUGCUUAAUUAAAAACCCUGCUGAACGAGCAGAUCUAAAGAUGCUGAUGAAUCACGCCUUUAUCAAGCGCUCCGAGGUGGAAGAGGUGGAUUUCGCCGGCUGGCUGUGUAAGACGCUGCGGCUGAAUCAACCCAGCACUCCCACUCGCACCGCCAUGUGACCGCCAAGCAAACAGCCUUCUUUUCCCCCCUUCUUCUUCUCCUUCUUUUGUGCACCUGCUUGUCUGCUGCCGUUCGCUCUCCCUGCAGCAGAAGAAAGAACCGCCUUUCUUGGCCUGACUCUCCUCCUCCUCCUCCUCCUCCUCUCUUUGCUCCGGAACGGUUUGGAAACUGCCCAAUCAUCCCAACGGCAAGAGCAGAAAUCGGCUGGCUUCCUUACCUUCCUGUUUCGUCGCUCGGUUUCGUUUCUCCUCCCGCAACGGAGCGUGGCUCGCUCUCUGGAGCUUCUGACUCGGGGCGGGGCGGGUGUACAACAGUGCUGCUGCUUUCUUGUUUGCUUCGUUGGGGUCUUUUUUUGUGGGGGGGGGGAGGGAGGA
Molecule: messenger RNA, 1774 nt
Organism: Elgaria multicarinata webbii
Lineage: Eukaryota; Metazoa; Chordata; Lepidosauria; Squamata; Anguidae
Gene: MAP2K2
Product: mitogen-activated protein kinase kinase 2
Exons: 11
Coding region: 191-1399 (402 amino acids)
Biological process (GO): protein phosphorylation
Molecular function (GO): ATP binding; protein kinase activity
Source: RefSeq, a predicted model, not a curated record